AUGGCUUCCUCACAACCCUUCGGCACGCGCUCCUACGCCUCGGGCAAACUCCCCGACCGAUCUAUCAACGUCAACGCCCUUCCCUUCAGCGCCUCCUCCUUCUCGCGACACCGCAGUCUCGCCGGCGCGCCCGGCGCUCCCACGGCCGGCGACUUCGCCGACCCCAAAGCCAGCCAACAGGCACCAGGUCCAUCGCAAGCACCACCGCAACCACCGAUGCAUUCACAACCCCAACAAGACACGAAUCCCUUGAACCGAUUGACAGAAGAGCAACGCGAAGAGAUCAACGAAGCUUUCACCCUCUUCGACCUCGACCGUGACCGCCAUCUCGACUACCACGAACUCCGCGUCGCUUUCCGCGCAUUAGGCUUCACCCUCCCCAAACAAGAGCUCAUCUCCCUCCUAACCACCUACGGCGUUCCGCCUACUACGAACCCUCAACACCCGAGUAAUCUGCUCAUGCCACUAUCGGCCUUCCAGGCCGUCACGGCGCUGAAGAUACUGGAGCGGGAUCCACGCGACGAGAUCCUGCGCGCGUUCGAACUCUUCGAUGAAGGUGGAAAGGGGUACAUUGAUCUGGAAGAUUUGAGGCGCGUGGCGAGGGAGUUGGGUGAGACGGGACUCGAGGAGGAGGAACUGAGGGCUAUGAUUGAGGAGUUUGAUUUGGAGGGUGUCGGGGGUGUUACCAGGGAGGCGUUUGUGGGAAUUUGUUGGCAGUGA
This is a messenger RNA of Aspergillus niger, 720 nucleotides long. RefSeq lists its product as uncharacterized. Gene Ontology annotation, cellular component: half bridge of spindle pole body; mitotic spindle pole body. NCBI's taxonomy places the organism in Eukaryota, Fungi, Ascomycota, Eurotiomycetes, Eurotiales, Aspergillaceae. Gene Ontology annotation, molecular function: calcium ion binding; microtubule binding. The record is from RefSeq and is a predicted model, not a curated record. The transcript has 3 exons. The coding region runs from base 1 to 720 and encodes 239 amino acids. Gene Ontology annotation, biological process: spindle pole body duplication.